AUGGGUUCUGCAAAGGGUCUCCAGCCGCUUCGCUCUGCUACAAAGACAUUGAACGCACUGCCCACAGCUUAUGCUGGUGCGCAGGUUGCUUCACGACGAUAUGCGGGGACGCUUGCAAACUUCAAGAUUCCCACUGUUAACAACGAGCCAAACCAACACUACGCUAAAGGCUCGGUCGACCGCCAGAAGCUUCAGGAUGCGGUUGCACGCAUGAAGAAGCAGGGUCCUGUAGAGGUCCCUCUUGCCGUAGGAGGAGAAUAUAUCAAAACCAAUUCUAUCCUCACUCAGAACAACCCCUCCUCCCACGCCGACGUCAUUGCCAAGUACUCUAAUGCCAGUCCAGCGGACGUCAAGAAGGCCAUCGAUGCCGCAUUGGCAGCAAAGCCAGCAUGGGAAGCGCUCCCCUUCGCCGAUCGCGCUUCAGUGUUUCUCAAGGCGGCAGAUCUCAUUUCCACAAAGUACCGAUAUGAGAUCAUGGCAGCGACAAUGGUGGGACAGGGAAAGAGUGCAUGGCAAGCCGAGAUUGAUGCAGCAGCGGAGCUGUGUGACUUUCUGAGGUUCAAUGUCAAGUACGCGGAAGAGACAUAUGGCCACCAGCCAGUCCACAACUCUCCCGGUGUAUGGAACCGUGUUGAAUAUCGACCCCUCGAAGGCUUUGUCUACGCCGUAUCCCCUUUCAACUUCACAGCUAUUGGCGGUAACCUUCCUGCAGCCCCGGCUCUGAUGGGCAACGUCGUUGUGUGGAAGCCAUCGCCAUCUGCAAUUGCCUCCAACUGGCUUCUCUACCAGAUUCUGAUCGAGGCUGGUCUUCCACCAAACGUCAUCCAGUGGGUCCCCGGUGACGCUGUAGAAGUCACCCAGGAGGUUCUCUCUCACAGGCAAUUCGCAUCCCUGCAUUACACUGGCAGCACAGCAGUCUUCCGCCAGCUAUACGGAAAGAUUGCCAACGGUGUAGCCGAGGGCAAGUACCAAAGCUACCCCAGGAUCGUCGGCGAGACCGGCGGCAAGAACUUUCAUCUCAUCCACAAGGACGCCGACAUCCACAACGCAGCCAUCCAAACCGUGCGCGGCGCCUUUGAGUACCAAGGCCAAAAAUGCAGCGCCUGCUCCCGCCUCUACGUCCCCGAGUCUGCAUGGCCCAAAUUCAAGGAUAUCCUAAUCAAGGAGGUCUCCGCCCUGAAAAUCGGCGAACCCUCCGACUUCUCCAACUUCAUCGGCCCCGUCAUCCACGAAGCCUCAUUCAAGAAACUCUCGGGCGUAAUCGAUGACGCCAAAUCUGAUCCCGAGCUCGAACUCGUCGUCGGUGGCAAAUACGACAGCAGCAAAGGCUACUACAUCCACCCUACCGUGUACCUCACCAAAAACCCCAACCACCCCCUCCUCUCCCGCGAACUCUUCGGCCCCAUCCUCGUCGCCUACGUCUACGACGACGCCGCCCCGGACGCCUUCACCAAUAUCAUCCGCCAAAUCGACGAGACGUCCGAGUACGCUUUGACGGGCGCUGUGUUCGCAAAGGACCGCGAGACGAUCAAGUUUGCAGCGGAUAAGCUAAGGAAUGCCGCGGGUAACUUUUAUAUCAAUUGCAAGUGUACGGGGGCCGUUGUGGGCCAGCAGCCCUUUGGCGGGUCGAGGGCCAGUGGCACAAAUGACAAGGCAGGAAGUGCGAAUUUACUGGCGAGAUUUGUAAAUGUGAGGGCGGUUAAGGAGGAGUUUUUGCCCACGGAACGGGUCGAGUAUCCUAGUAAUGAGGUUUAG
Molecule: messenger RNA, 1755 nt
Organism: Bipolaris oryzae ATCC 44560
Lineage: Eukaryota; Fungi; Ascomycota; Dothideomycetes; Pleosporales; Pleosporaceae
Exons: 4
Coding region: 1-1755 (584 amino acids)
Cellular component (GO): mitochondrial matrix
Molecular function (GO): L-glutamate gamma-semialdehyde dehydrogenase (NAD+) activity
Source: RefSeq, a predicted model, not a curated record